Ruditapes philippinarum (Manila clam) is the source of this 6785-nucleotide messenger RNA. RefSeq names its product myosin heavy chain, striated muscle-like. Gene Ontology annotation, molecular function: actin filament binding; ATP binding; cytoskeletal motor activity. The coding region runs from base 165 to 6059 and encodes 1964 amino acids. Gene Ontology annotation, cellular component: myosin complex. The record is from RefSeq and is a predicted model, not a curated record. The transcript has 32 exons. NCBI's taxonomy places the organism in Eukaryota, Metazoa, Mollusca, Bivalvia, Venerida, Veneridae.
AAACGAUUCAGCACGUGAUAUAAAAGAAUUUUGCAGACGGCAGCUUCACAAGAACUAGCUCUACCACUCUUGUAAAGGGCUGUUCGAGUCUUGGCAUAAACGUGAGGAGGUUGUCUUGGAAUUUUCGUAUUUUUUCACCUAAGUAACAUAUCAAAACCGUAACCAUGUCUACUGACUGGUCUCAAGAUCCCGACUUCCAGUACCUGGCCGUAGAUCACAAGAAAGUGAUGAGAGAGGCCAAACCAUUCGAUGGCAAGAAAGCAUGUUGGGUACCAGACGAGAAAGAGGGCUUUGUUAGAGCCGAUAUUCAGUCUACGAAAGGUGAAGAUGUCACCGUAAAACUGGAAAAGAACAAUGACGUGAAGACAUUCAAGAAGGAUGAUGUUCAGCAGGUCAAUCCACCCAAGUUCGAGAUGACAGAGGACAUGGCCAAUAUGACCUACCUGAACGAGGCUUCCGUCUUGCACAAUCUCAGAGCUCGUUACUUCUCGGGAUUCAUCUAUACGUACUCCGGCCUCUUCUGCGUGGCUGUGAACCCUUACCGCCGCCUGCCCAUUUACCUUGACUCAAUUAUCGCCAAGUACCGUGGCAAGAGGAAGCUGGAAAUGCCCCCUCAUUUGUUCUCCAUUGCCGACAACGCCUACCAGUACAUGUUGCAAGAUCGUGAGAACCAGUCCAUGUUGAUCACAGGUGAAAGUGGCGCUGGUAAAACAGAAAGUACGAAGAAAGUUAUCAAAUAUUUUGCCAUAGUUGCUGCCAAUAUCUACAAAAAGGGAGAGACAGCCAAAAUAGAUUCAAAAGCGCAAGACUCUCCCUAUGCCGGAAAUCUUGAAGAUCAAAUUAUUCAAGCCAACCCAGUGUUGGAAGCUUUUGGCAACGCCAAGACUAUCAGAAAUAACAACUCCUCAAGAUUUGGUAAAUUCAUCCGUAUCCACUUUGGACCUACUGGAAAAAUAGCCGGAGCUGAUAUUGAGACUUACUUGUUGGAGAAGUCCCGUGUGACCUUCCAGCAAUCUGCUGAGAGAAACUACCACAUCUUCUACCAGUUGCUCUCACCUGCCUUCCCAAAAUACCAUGAGAUUUGCUUGGUGUCAUCAGAUCCAGGCUUGUAUUCCUUCAUUAACCAGGGUGUGCUGACUGUCGACGGUAUCGAUGAUAACGAAGAAAUGCACAUCACUGAUGAAGCCUUUGAUAUUCUUGGAUUCACAAACGAAGAGAAGACAAGCAUGUUUAAAUGUACUUCAGCUAUCAUCCACUUUGGUGAGAUGAAAUUCAAGCAGAGACCGAGAGAAGAACAAGCCGAACCCGAUGGAACAGCAGAGGCUGAGAAGGUUGCAUUCUUGCUUGGAGUCAACGCCGGUGACUUGUUGAAGGGUCUCCUGAAACCCAAGAUAAAGGUCGGAAACGAGUUUGUAACCCAGGGUCGUAACAAGGAUCAAGUUGUGUACUCUGUAAGCGCUCUGGCCAAGUCUCUCUACGACCGUAUGUUUGCAUGGUUGGUCAAGAGAGUAAACAAGACCCUUGACACCAAGGCAAAGAGAAACUACUUUAUUGGUGUGUUGGAUAUUGCUGGUUUCGAGAUUUUUGACUUCAACAGUUUUGAGCAAUUGUGCAUCAACUACACCAAUGAAAGAUUACAGCAAUUCUUCAACCAUCACAUGUUCAUUCUUGAACAAGAAGAAUACAAGAAGGAAGGAAUUCAGUGGGAAUUCAUUGAUUUUGGUAUGGACUUACAAGCCUGUAUCGAUCUCAUUGAGAAGCCUAUGGGUAUCUUGUCCAUUCUUGAGGAAGAGUGCAUGUUCCCUAAGGCUUCGGACAAGACAUUUAUGGAGAAGUUGUACACUAACCAUCUUGGCAAGACUGCCAUCUUCAACAAACCCGUCAAAAGCAGGAAGGGUGGUGCUGAUGCCCACUUUGAACUUGGCCAUUACGCUGGAGCUGUACCAUACAACAUCAAUGGUUGGUUGGACAAGAACAAGGAUCCACUGAAUGAGACCGUGGUGGCUCUUCUAGAACAGUCUAAGGAAGCGCUUGUGUCAACUCUGUUUGCCCCUCCUGCAGCUGAUGCGGCCGCUUCUACAAAGAAAAAGAAGUCAUCUUCCUUUCAAACAAUUUCCGCAACGCAUAAGGAAUCUCUGAACAAGCUCAUGAAGAACUUGUAUACAACUCACCCUCACUUCGUGCGUUGUAUUAUUCCCAACGAGACAAAGACGCCAGGUGUGAUUGAUGCUCCACUUGUACUCAACCAGCUGAAAUGUAACGGUGUACUUGAAGGUAUCCGUAUCUGCAGAAAAGGCUUCCCCAACAGGAUUAUCUACUCAGAAUUCAAGCAGAGAUACUCAAUCCUGGCCCCUAACGCUAUUCCCCAAGGUUUUGUUGAUGGAAAGCAGGUCACUGACAAAAUAUUGACAGCACUUCAGAUGGACCCUAAUGAAUACCGUCUUGGAUCCACAAAAGUCUUCUUUAAAGCUGGUGUGCUUGGUAUGCUUGAAGACAUGCGUGAUGAACGUCUCUCAAAGAUUAUCUCCCUCUUCCAGGCUCAUAUUAGAGGUUACCUCAUGCGAAGACAAUACAAGAAACUUCAAGACCAGAGAAUUGGUUUAUCCGUUAUCCAAAGAAACAUCAGAAAGUGGAUGGUUCUCAGAAACUGGCAAUGGUGGAAACUUUACACCAAGGUCAAGCCCCUUCUCAACGUGGCUCGUGCCGAGGAUGAGAUGAGAAAGAAGGAAGAAGAGCUCGAGAAAACCAAGGCUGAAUUGGCAAAGGUCGAGAAAAUCAAGAAGGAAUUGGAAGAACAGAAUGUAACACUUCUCCAGCAGAAGAAUGACAUGUAUCUUCAGUUACAAGCUGAACAAGAUACAUUGAUUGAUGCUGAGGAAAAGAUCGAGCGACUUAUCCAACAGAAAGCUGACUUUGAACAGCAGCUGAAAGACCUGGAAGAAAGGCUCCUUGAUGAGGAAGAUGCCGCUGCUGAACUUGAAUCUGUUAAGAGGAAAAUGGAACAAGAGGCUGUAGAACUAAAGAAGGACAUUGAAGAUCUCGAAACAGCUCUUGCAAAGGCUGAAACUGAAAAGACCACAAAGGACAAUCAAAUCAAAACUUUACAAGAUGAAAUGGCACAGCAAGAUGAACAAAUUGCUAAGUUAUCAAAAGAAAAGAAAAACAUGGAUGAACAACAAAAGAGAACCGAGGAAGCUCUCCGUGCUGAAGAAGACAAGGUUAACAACCUCACAAGAAUCAAGGGAAAACUAGAGGCAACCCUUGACGAGCUUGAAGACAACCUUGAGCGUGAGAAGAAGGUCCGUGCUGAUGUUGAAAAGGCAAAGAGAAAGGUAGAGCAAGACCUUAAAUCCACACAGGAAACUGUUGAAGAUCUUGAACGUGUAAAGAGAGAUCUUGAAGAAAAUGUCAGGAGGAAGGACAUGGAGGUCAAGAACCUGAGCUCUAAACUUGAGGACGAACAGAGCCUUGUAGCAGCACUCCAAAGAAAGAUUAAGGAACUUCAGGCCCGCAUUGAGGAACUGGAAGAGGAACUCGAGGCCGAAAGAGCUGCCAGAGCAAAGGUUGAGAAACAGAGAGCUGAACUAAACCGUGAACUUGAAGAGCUGAGUGAACGUCUUGAUGAAGCUGGUGGUGCAACCUCAGCUCAGGUUGAGCUUAAUAAGAAACGUGAACAGGAACUUCUCAAGCUCAGACGUGACCUCGAGGAGCAGAGUCUUCAGCAUGAAGGUCAAAUCAGUGCACUCCGCAAGAAGGCCCAGGAUGCUAGUAAUGAAAUGGCUGACCAAAUUGACCAGCUACAGAAAAUGAAACAAAAAGUUGAUAAAGAAAAACAACAAUUCAAGGGAGAAAUUGAAGAUUUGCACGCACAAAUUGAACACAUUUCAAAGAACAGGGGUAUGUCAGAAAAGAUGUCCAAGCAAGUCCAAGCACAGAUAGACGAGCUGAAUGCUCGUCUUGAGGAAAGUGCGCGUACCAUUCAGGACCUCCAGGGCCAGAAAGCAAGAGUACAAAAUGAGAAUGUUGACCUUACCAGACAGCUUGAGGACUCUGAAAGCCGUGUGAACCAGCUCAACAAAGAACGCCAAGCCCUUCUUCAACAACUCGAGGAAGCCAAACGCAGCCUUGAGGAAGAAACAAGGGCUCGCCAAAAGAUGCAGAGCGAUAUCCGAAAUCUCACUUCAGACCUCGACUCCGCCAGAGAACAACUUGAGGAAGAAAUUGAAUCUAAGGGUGACAUGCAGAGGCAGUUGUCAAGAGCCAACGCUGAAGCUCAACAAUGGCGUGUUAAAUAUGAAAGCGAGGGUAUGUCCCGCGCUGAGGAACUCGAAGAAGCUAAACGUAAGCUUCAGGCCAAACUUCAAGAGGCUGAACAAGUUGCUGAAUCAGCAAACGCCAAGGUCAGUCAGCUUGAGAAGACAAAGAGCAGACUUUCUGGAGAACUCGAGGACCUUAUGAUCGAUGUAGACAGGGCUAAUGCUAAUGCCAACAAUCUAGAAAAGAAACAGCGAGGCUUCGACAAAACAAUUGCUGAAUGGGAAGCACGUGUCCGUGACCUCCAGACCGAGCUUGAGAAUGCACAGAAGGAAGCCCGAAGCUAUUCAGCUGAGUUGUACCGAACAAAGGCUCAGGCGGAGGAAGCAAAUGAUACCAUUGAUUCUCUGAAGAGAGAAAAUAAGAACUUAGCCGAUGAAAUCCACGAACUCACCGACCAGUUGUCAGAAGGAGGUAGAAGCGUCCAUGAAGUAGAAAAGGCACGUCGACGCCUUGAAAUGGAAAAGGAGGAAUUACAAGCAGCACUUGAAGAAGCAGAGUCCGCCCUUGAGCAAGAAGAGGCUAAAGUGUCGCGUGCUCAACUUGAAAUCGCUGCAAUUCGACAGGAGAUUGACAGAAGAAUUGCUGAGAAAGAAGAAGAAUUUGAAAACACAAGACGUAACCAUCAAAGGUCUAUGGAUUCUAUGAAUGCUAGUCUUGAAGCUGAAGCAAAGGGUAAGGCUGAAGCUCUUAGAAUUCGUAAGAAGCUUGAGCAAGACAUAAAUGAACUUGAAGUUGCCCUUGAUGGAGCAAAUCGUGGUAGAGUUGACAUGGAAAAGAACUGUAAGAGAUUACAAGAACAGGCCAGAGAACUCCAGAGCACCAUUGAAGAAGAGCAGCGUAACACACAAGAGGCUCGCGAAGCUUACAAUAUGGCUGAACGUCGUGUAGCUGUUGUCCAAGGUGAAUGCGAGGAAAUCCGAUCAGCUCUUGAAUCUGCCGAAAGAGGGCGAAAGGCGGCCGAAAAUGAACUCAUAGACACUAAUGAUCGCGUCAACGAACUGUCCGCUCAAGUGCAAUCUCUUGGAGGCCAGAAGAGAAAACUGGAAGGAGACAUUGCUGCCAUGCAAGGUGAUCUUGAGGAGAUGAACAACGAAGUAAGAGGUGCUGAUGAGAGAGCAAAGAAGUCUAUUGCUGAUGCAGCCCGUCUUGCUGAUGAGCUCCGCGCUGAACAAGAGCAUGGAUCACAGGUUGAGAAGAUGCGCAAAGCCCUUGAACAACAAAUCAAAGAGCUGACAGUUCGUCUUGAUGAAGCUGAAGCACAGGCUCUCAAGGGUGGAAAGAAGUUGAUUGCCAAGUUGGAAACAAGAGUACGUGAACUCGAAACUGAGUAUGACAAUGAGCAGAGGCGCCAUGCUGAGACGCAGAAAAACAUGCGCAAGGCUGACCGCCGCCUCAAAGAACUGGCCUUCCAAGCUGAUGAAGAUAGGAAGAACCAGGAGCGCUUACAGGAACUUAUUGACAAACUUCAGAAUAAGAUCAAAACAUACAAACGACAGGUCGAAGAGGCUGAGGAAGUUGCUGCCAUUAACCUCGCUAAAUACCGCAAGGUUCAGAAUGAAUUGGAGGACGCUGAGGAACGCGCUGAUUCCGCCGAGAACUCCCUGCAGAAACUGCGCGUGAAGAACCGCAGCUCUGUAUCCGCAUCACGCACAAGUGCUAGCCCUGCUGGUGGAACUUCCUCUAUUUCCAUCCGGGAGAGUCACCAAUUCUCAAGCAGUACACAUACCUCUCAUGCCGAAUAAACUGCUGGAAAUUUGUCACCAUACUAUAAAUCUACACCAACUAGGAGCUCACAUUUAGGACUUAAUACAUCUUAUCGUUCUGUUGCAUCGUCCAAUGGGGGUGAUGAUGAAGACUUUUAAGUAAACAAAUUAUACUUCAUCCUGUUUCUGUUCUAACUGCCAUAUUGGAAACGCUGUGUGUAUUUCCCGCUCAUACACUUAAUGCAUUUUUAUAUCGUGUGACUGUUUAGGUUAGAAUCUUUAAGUAAGACGUUUAUAGAGCUCUUUCAAUCUUCAAACUAGACAUUACAUUAAAAUUAUGCCAAGGCGAUCAAGACAACCUCGGAAGGUGAUAUAGACGUCUCUGUUUCUUGAUUUUUACCUGACGUCAUACACAUGGACGAUGAAAUCAGGUGUGACGAGUUGAUGCUGUUUUUUGUAUGUUUACGCGCUAUCUAUUAUGUAUUUAUAUACACAUAUAUAUAUAAACUAUUAGUUUGUUUUGCAACAGUGGGAGACGCUGUAGGAAUUCACACAUCACAUUGUUUGAUCUCUGAUGAGCGCUAUCCCCGGAGCUCUCAACAGGAUCAUGUAUGAUCCCUCAUUGGACUAUCAAAUAGCAACUUCUGUAACUACUUUAGUCUAAAACGUGUGGCGUUACUUAUUUAUUAUCACUGUCGAACAUUUACUAACAGUAAUUGUUAAGUAAAGAUAACUUUCUUCAAAAUAAAUUGCAUUAGAAUUGAA